Ceratina calcarata is the source of this 3071-nucleotide messenger RNA. It is a transcript of the gene Nup107, whose product is annotated as nuclear pore complex protein Nup107. The record is from RefSeq and is a predicted model, not a curated record. NCBI's taxonomy places the organism in Eukaryota, Metazoa, Arthropoda, Insecta, Hymenoptera, Apidae. The coding region runs from base 212 to 2962 and encodes 916 amino acids. Gene Ontology annotation, cellular component: nuclear pore outer ring; nuclear pore. The transcript is spliced from 7 exons. Gene Ontology annotation, molecular function: structural constituent of nuclear pore. Gene Ontology annotation, biological process: post-transcriptional tethering of RNA polymerase II gene DNA at nuclear periphery; mRNA export from nucleus; protein import into nucleus.
UUAUACAACACAAUACAUGAGGUUGGCUAUACUUACAUAUGUAUUUAUUUAAUCACGUUUUGUUGGUACUUACUGAAUUCGAAAACCGGUGUGAUCAAGUCGAGUCAAGUGUCAAGUGUGGUGUGAACGUGCGAGAAUUAUUGAAUGCAUCACAUGCUUUUAUGAUCAGAUAGUGUUGAUUUGUUAGAUAUUUCAGAGCCCAUAGUUAAAAAUGGAUACAAUAAACAAUAGCACGGACAGUUUGGAACGAUCAAUUCAAAUGUUUAAUCAAGAGAACGCUCAACGAAAAUCAUUUUUGAGGUUAAGUGGGAAAAGUACAACUCCGAGAAGAAUAUCCUUACAGAAUGCCAAUAAUUUACGAAAAGACUUAGAUGACUCUUAUCAAAUGAAUGGCAGUAACAGUUCUAGAAUGCUAGCCAAAAAUUUUCCCAAUUCAAGGUUGAUGAAAGGCUACAGUCUUUUGGAUGUGGACAAUUCAUUAACACUUGCUCCUCACGAAGUUCGAGAUAUAAUGGCUGCUUCAGAAAAGGGUGAACUUACUCUAAAAGAAAUGAUGGAUGACAGUAGUGCUACUGGCAUAAUUUUAAAAUCCAAGGAUCCAUGGAGAGAUGUCAUGUCUAAACUUUAUUAUGAUUUCCUUCACACUAUGCAGAUCAAUUUUUCAGAAGCCCAAGUGUUUGAUACUAUAGCAGAUUUUAUACAGAAUUGUACAGAUACAUUAGAUAUUAUGAGAGGUAUGCAAUCAAAAGUAGAAACUACUGAAGUAUCAGAAGAAGAAAUUUCAUUGGAGAAUGAGAGAAACACUUGGAGGCUUAUCUAUUGUUUGUACCAAAAUAGGAUAAACAGUCUUAAUUUUUCUACUCAAUUAAUGGAGAAGGAUAACUCGGAAGACAGCAUUACUUAUGUCUCAGAGAAAGUUGUAAUGGAAAACCUUUUUAACACUGAAAGUUAUAUCAGAGAGUACCAGUUGAUAAUUGACUGGCUGGAAAAAAAUGCACUGGAUCAAGCAGAUAAAUACCCAACUACUGAGCAUUUCACUGAUAAGACAUUGGCAUGGGAAAAUACUGUAAGACAGUUACUCACUUGCAAGGACAAAGAGCAAAUUCCAUUUCAUUCGUCUAGGCCAUUAGUAUCGUCUCUAGAUCCAGAUGCUCCAAUAAGAGAAGGAAAACCUCUUCAUGAUUUGGACAGAGAAGACGAUACUAGACUCGAAAAAAGAAUGUUUAUAGAAGUUCGCUGUGGUCGCCUUCAGAAAGCGCAGGCAUUAGCUGAACAUUGUGGUCAACCUUGGAGAGCUGCUUGUUUAUUAGGAUGGAUACUGCAUCAUGAUCCCAAUUAUGAAAAUUCUCGAUCUAAUAUGAAAUUACCCAUUGAGGGAAAUCCAAGUAGAAGUCUUUGGAAAUUAUGCGCUUGGGAACUUUCACAAGAUAAACGCGUAGGUCAAUUUUAUCGCGCUAUUUAUGCCAGUCUUUGCGGAAAUGUUCAACAAAUGCUACAAGUAGCAUCUUCCUGGCAAGACGCACUAUGGGGUUAUAUGAAAAUGUUGUUGGACAUCAAAGUAGAAAGGGAAAUAAGAGAUUUGGUGAUAAAAGGAUUUACCAACAUGCCAGACGAGUAUUGGAAGAAUGAGAUUUCAUUGAAGGAUGUGUUCAAGGAACUUCACGCAUCGAAAAAUCCUAUUAUUCGUACUCAAUCAAGAGAGCCCGAUCAUCUGAUUCAAAAGUACUUAAUAUUAGACCAAAUACCGAAACUGAUGGAGGAGAUAGAGAAUAUGAUAGAUACGAAUAGUUGCGAUCCACAAUUCUUGCGGUUCUUAGCACACCUAAUAUUUUUCUUUCGUCAAAUAGGAAAAAAUACGAAAGAUAAAGUCGGGGAUAAAGUUUUGUUAGCGUACGUUCGUGUUCUUAUCGGAAUGGACGAUCCGAUUUUAAUUGCCUUUUAUACAGCUAUGUUGCCUCAAGAAUUGCAAGUAACAAACUAUGCGAGUUAUUUGGAGAGGAUAAAAGAUUACGAACAACGUAAAAAGUGUUUGACUGCGGCAGAAGAUGCCAAUCUAAAUGUGGAAGCUAUUACAAAAUUGGUGGUGGAAAGUAUACGCUCUAAAAGGAUGGAUAUGGAUCCCACGGAUUUGAAAGGCACUCUGACCGAUGCCGACAUGGAAAAGAUUAACGCAUUGGAUUGGCUAAUAUUUUAUCAGAGUCAGCGAGAGGAAGCGUUGUGGCAAACUAAUGCCCUUAUAAGAUAUUUCUUGACAAACGAAAAGAUAGAUGCUGCCCGUAAAGCUUUUAACAAGAUUCCAUUAGAUUGUAUCGAAUGCGUUAUGGCCGAGUAUCCAACCAUGGAAGGUACUCUAACGAAUCUUACGAUGAUGAACAUCUCAAAAAGAGCAUCAUCCGCUAUUCGAGAAUAUCUUUGUUACAAGACUUACCUUGACGCCCAGGAAGGCUUCGCCGAAUGGUUUUCUCAUUACCAUCAUGGCAAACCCACGCCUUUAGAGGACUUACCGUCAUACGCCACGUUCACAGAAAAGGUUGCGUACGAGCAUAAAAUGGCUCAAUAUAAUGCUGAAAUGGAAAGAUGGAAGUCCACGAUGCAACAUCACACGAAGGCAGUGAAGCAGUUACUGUUCAAUGUGUUAUUGUUUCCGGAUGGCGGUUGGUUGGUUGACUCGAACAAUAACGACAGCGACGAGCCGCACGCGGAUGAUUUGUCGCGUGAACAUCAAAUGGAAAAAUUACGCGAAUUCUGUAUUCCAAAGAUCACGCUUCUCUUGCAUUCCGUGAUGUCGGAAAUGAAUGAGCACGCCGAAUGUAUUCAAUUGGCCGACAUACUUGCUUCCGAACAAUAUCAACUUUACAAAGUAUUCCAGAAGGGAAGAUUGCGUGAGGUAUUUAAGAAGAUCUGUGAGUCUUCUCUUGUACUGAUGGAUCAAAAGAAAGAUCCUUGGGGCUAUCCGAAAUAAAGCGUUCUGUAAAAUAUUAAAUAAUAAAAUUAACGUCUAUGUUUUUUAUAAAACCAGUUUAUUGUCAACCACAAGAAGUGAAUAUAAAAUUUGAUACAAUGUUCAAUAA